AUGCUCCCUUGUCUUCUUUCUUCUCAGAUUCUCUCUGUGGAUGACAACGAGGUCAACCACAUGGUUGUUGAAAACAUUCUCACUCCGCGAGGCUUCAAGAUCACAACGUGCAUGAGUGGAGUAGAGGCCCUGGAGCUCCUUGAAAGCCGAAGUUACCUACCUGACCUCAUCCUGCUGGACUGCAUGAUGCCUGUGAUGAGCGGGUUCGAGGUGUGUCAGACUCUCCGUCGCAAACAUCCCCAGAAUGCGCUUCCAAUCAUCAUGGUGAGCGCGCGAUCAGGAGACGAAGACAUUGUUCGCGGAUUGAGUCUGGGAUGCAACGAUUACAUCACCAAACCUUUCAGCGCCGGCGAGCUGAACGCGAGGAUCGAUGUGCAACUGAAGAUACGACUUCCCAAGAACGUCAAGAUGAGGCUGAAGAAAGGAAGCAGUAUGAUCAUGGACUAUCACGAGAACGUGUCUGUUCUCAUCUGCGAGCUUGUCAACAUGCGAAGGGGAUAUUACAAGCUACGUGACACGUAUGAUGAUGGUGUAGAUAUGCUCAAGGGAUGGAGAUGGACACGUUUGUUCACUUCUUGA
Molecule: messenger RNA, 579 nt
Organism: Guillardia theta CCMP2712
Lineage: Eukaryota; Cryptophyceae; Pyrenomonadales; Geminigeraceae
Exons: 8
Coding region: 1-579 (192 amino acids)
Biological process (GO): phosphorelay signal transduction system; protein autophosphorylation
Molecular function (GO): histidine phosphotransfer kinase activity; phosphorelay sensor kinase activity
Source: RefSeq, a predicted model, not a curated record